Molecule: messenger RNA, 3228 nt
Organism: Oenanthe melanoleuca
Lineage: Eukaryota; Metazoa; Chordata; Aves; Passeriformes; Muscicapidae
Product: guanine nucleotide-binding protein G(t) subunit alpha-3-like
Exons: 7
Coding region: 108-1016 (302 amino acids)
Biological process (GO): sensory perception of sweet taste; detection of chemical stimulus involved in sensory perception of bitter taste; adenylate cyclase-modulating G protein-coupled receptor signaling pathway
Cellular component (GO): photoreceptor inner segment; heterotrimeric G-protein complex; photoreceptor outer segment
Molecular function (GO): GTP binding; G-protein beta/gamma-subunit complex binding; G protein-coupled receptor binding
Source: RefSeq, a predicted model, not a curated record
AGAGUUAUUUUUAAUACUUGCUUCUUAUUCAUCUAUCAAUCAUACCUUCUCAACAUUCCCCUUCUGCAGGUGCUGGAGAGUCAGGAAAGAGCACUAUUGUAAAGCAAAUGAAGAUCAUCCAUAAAGAUGGUUUCACCUACCAGGAGCGCAUGGAGUUCAGACCUAUCAUUUACAGUAACACAGUGCAGUCUAUCCUUGCUAUUGUGAAAGCAAUGACUAAGCUGGGAAUCAGUUAUGAAAACCCUGCUAGAAUUGAGGACGAAAGGAAGCUGUGUGCCAUGGCAGCCAGCCUGGAGGAUGGCAGCCUGUCCUGCGAGCUGGUGGAGCUGGUGAGGCGCCUGUGGAGCGACGGCGGGACCCGGGCGUGCCUGGCCAGGGCGGCUCAGUUCCAGCUCAGCGACUCGGCCGCAUAUUACCUCAACGAUUUGGACAGGCUGGCAAUGCCAGACUAUGUCCCUACUGAACAAGAUGUCCUGCACUCCCGAGUGCAGACAACUGGCAUCAUAGAGACUCAGUUUUCUUUCAAGGAUUUAAACUUCAGGAUGUUUGAUGUGGGUGGACAACGAUCAGAGAGAAAAAAGUGGAUUCACUGCUUUGAAGGAGUCACUUGCAUCAUAUUCUGUGCUGCACUCAGUGCCUAUGACAUGGUUCUGGUGGAAGAUAAAGAAGUGAACAGAAUGCACGAAAGCCUUCAUCUGUUCAACAGCAUCUGCAACCAUAAGUGCUUUGCAGCCACUUCCAUUGUGCUGUUCCUAAAUAAAAAAGACCUCUUUCAAGAGAAAAUAACAAAAGUUCACCUGAAUAUCUGCUUUCCUGAGUAUAAUGGACAAAACACAUUUGAAGAUGCUGCAAAUUACAUCAAGAAACAAUUUCUAGACUUGAACAUAAGGAAGCAAGAUAAAGAGAUAUAUUGUCACUUGACCUGUGCCACAGACACCCAGAAUGUCAAAUUUGUUUUUGAUGCAGUCACAGACAUAAUAAUCAAAGAAAAUCUGAAAGACUGUGGGCUUUUCUAACCAUUCAUUCCCUUGCUCAGAUCUUCAGACCACUUUCCUCUCUUCAUCUGAUGUGCUGACUGAAAUUAAAAAAAAAUUUCUAGGUAAGAAACAAAAUCAAUUAGGUACCUGUUAGAUUCAGUUAAGUGUUGGGUACAGCCCAACUGCAGACCAACAAAAAACUUCCAGGUAUCACAAGAAGAUUAGAAAAAUUGUUCCUGUUCUACAAAGAUGACAGCUGCAGAUAAACCCUACUGGAAUUAAAGUUACAUUCCUAUUUAAAUCAAUAUCAUAAAAUCAUAGAAUCAUAGAAUUCUUUGGUUUGGAAGAGACCUUAAAGAUAACCUAGUUCCAAGCCCCAUGCCAUAGGCAGGGACAUCUUCCACUAGACCAGGCAAUCAGCACUUCUCAGGAAACUGGGGACACCUUUGUCUUCUAGGGAUAGGAUGAAAAAAGAUAAUAUAUAGCAGAAAACUGACUUAUUUAUAACUGAAACCUAAGGAAAAAUACAGUUUUAGACAGUAUCACACAUAAUUUACCUUCUGUUUUGUAUUCAUGUUACAUAAACAACUGAAGGUGACAUCCCAUUAAUUCAACAAAAGAAAAGCCCCCAGACUUAGAUGGUGUAUGAUGAAGAGCAGUGCAAAUCUGAAUGUUUAAUUAUACUGUUUUCUUAGAAGAGCUGAGGGACAUAUGCAUAAAAACUGCAUACAUACUAAACUGACAAAAAUUUCCAGUUUGAGAAAAAUUAAACACUGUAAAAUGGAGGCAAGUUUCAUAAAUCCCCAAGAAGAAAAAAAAUAAUCAUAAUAACUGUCAGUUUCUGCAUAAGCCACAAAGGCAAGUUUAGUAAAUCCCAAAGAAGAAAAAAAAAAUUAUAAUGACUGUUAUUUUCUGCAUAAGCCACAAAGGCAAGUUGAAACAUUUUUGGUUUACAAUGAAAUAUAAUACUUUCUUAAAAUGCAAUUAAUAAUCCUGCUACUCAACAGGAAUGGCAGCAGUAACUUCUGCCCCUGCAGAGCAGAUGUAAACCCAGCAGCUCUCAUGGCAAAAGCACUUCCUUGGGACUUUGGCACAGAGCACCUUUCUCUACACAAAGACCUUGCUAAUGCAGAACUGAUCUCCUUUAACUCCUGUUGAUUUGUUGUGACUACCUAUAGGAGAUAUUUGACUAUUUUAAAUAGAAUGGGACUUUGUCCUGGUUUCAGCUGGGAUAGAGUUAAUUCUUUUCCUAGUAGCUGUCACAGUGCUGAGUCUUGCAUUUAGUGUAAGAAUAAUGACAGCAUUGACGGUUCAGUUGUUGCUCAGCAGUGCUGAUCCUACACCAAGGGCUUUUCAGCAUCCCAUGCUCUGCCAGUGGGAGAUGCCCCAAGCUGCAUGCAUGGCAAGGACAGCUGACCUGAGCUGCCAAAGGGAUGUUCCAUAGCACAGAACAUCAUGCCAGGCAAGGAAACUGGGGGUGAUUGGCAGGGGGGUUUGGUCACUGCUCAGGGAUGGGCUGGGAAUGGGUUAGCAGGUAGUGAGCAGCUGCAUCGAGCAUCCCUUGGUUUCCUAGGUUUUAUUCCUCUCUCUCUUAUUCAUUCUCCUUACUAUUAUUAUUGUCACUAUUGUUGCUAUUAUUAUUAUUAUAAUAUUUUACUUUUUACCAGUUAUUAAACUGUUCUAAUAUCAACCCACAGACUUUACCUUUUCCUCAUUCCCUUCCCCAUCCCAUGGCAGGUUUUGGUGUGUGUGUGAGCAAGCAGCUGUGUGGUACUUAUUUGCCAGCUGAAGAUAGAGCAUGACAGAGUUCUAAAAAUAUUCAAAUGAAAUUUGAAAUUUGGCCUUGAAAUAACAUGUGCUUUUAAAAUAGAAUCAUUGUUGUAAGGUUUUUUUCCACUUAGGUAUUUUUUUUUUUUAAAUACAUUUCAAACUAAUUUUCACCAUAGACUCCCUGUGUUCUGGUUAAUCUAAUUAGAACAGGGAAUUGGCCACUGAAGAGCAGCAUCCUGCAAUCUGUCUGCAUGAGCAGGGCCAUCAGGGUGAGUAGCUCUCCCAAAAGAAGUGAGAAGUGAAGAGCCAAAAUACAUUUUGUAUUGCCUGGAUUUCUGCUGCUGCCUCACUUGUAGUGCUUCACUUGAUUAAUUUCUUGUUUGCAUUGAGAGUAAUGGAUUUCUAAUGGUAAGUAUUCUGGAUUCAUUUCCAGCAAUAAAUCCAAUUUGGAAUGAAUAAUUUGAACUAUGGUGACAUCAAC